This is a messenger RNA of Scleropages formosus (Asian bonytongue), 2362 nucleotides long. It is a transcript of the gene sox21b, whose product is annotated as SRY-box transcription factor 21b. Lineage: Eukaryota; Metazoa; Chordata; Actinopteri; Osteoglossiformes; Osteoglossidae. The transcript has a single exon. Gene Ontology annotation, biological process: brain development; positive regulation of transcription by RNA polymerase II; neuron differentiation. Gene Ontology annotation, molecular function: DNA-binding transcription activator activity, RNA polymerase II-specific; RNA polymerase II cis-regulatory region sequence-specific DNA binding. The record is from RefSeq and is a predicted model, not a curated record. Bases 615 to 1352 code for a protein of 245 amino acids. Gene Ontology annotation, cellular component: nucleus.
GCGGUUCGAGUUAGCCACCACUUGCGCGCGCGUGCUGGAUGCGGCAGCUGAGCCUUUCGCGGCGGCAGGUGGCGGAGGAGUGAACGCGGCCGUGUGCGAGCGCGUCUGCCGGUGUCACACUGUCAGCGUCUGCGUCCCGGUCCGAUACAGCCGCGCGGCCCGCCGUGGAAUUUCUCAGGAUGAGUCUCGAAACUGAACUUUUGUGAAGUGUGUAUACUGGCUGCGCGGACGGGGCUGUAUGUUGGCUCCGGAGUGGGACUCGACACUUCUGCUCCGAGCGGAUACCUACCUGUCAUCGUCAGGAUGAAGAGCUCGCAGUAAAGUAAGUCGAUCGAUGAUGCGUUUGUGAUCAAAGGCAGCUGUCAAAACAAACAGGCAAAGAAAGAAAGAAAGAAAGAAAGAAAGAAAAAGAAAGAAACUCUCGGAAGUGCGAGGCAAACUUGAGGAAAAGAAGAACUUGCAAAGCGCGUGCUCGUACACACCGAUGCGCUGCAUGUCCACUGCGUAGCUCACGCUUCUCUGCUGCUUGAAAGAGGCGCCUGUUGAAGCGGGGACGGUGACAGCGCUGUCGCACAAAGUGUUACCUGGACAGGUUACAAGUGCCUUGUGUGAACAUGUCCAAGCCCGUGGACCACGUGAAGCGGCCCAUGAAUGCGUUCAUGGUGUGGUCGCGCGCACAGCGCCGCAAGAUGGCCCAGGAGAACCCCAAGAUGCACAACUCGGAGAUCAGCAAACGCCUGGGAGCGGAGUGGAAGCUCCUCACCGAGUCCGAGAAGAGGCCCUUCAUCGACGAGGCCAAGAGGCUGAGAGCCAUGCACAUGAAGGAGCACCCCGACUACAAGUACCGCCCCAGGAGGAAGCCCAAGACCCUCAUGAAGAAGGACAAGUUUGCCUUUCCGGUGCCUUACAGCCUUGGAGAUCACGAUGCGCUGAAGGCCAGCGGCUUGCCCACCGGACCCCUCUCCGAGUCUUUAAUUGGGAAUCCAGACAAAGCAGCUGCUGCAGCGGCAGCCGCCGCGGCUCGGGUCUUCUUCAACCCAUCCAUGUCUGCAAACCCCUACUCCUUCUUUGACUUGGGUUCGAAGAUGGCAGAGAUUUCACCUCCUUCCUUUCCGUACGCCUCGCCUCUUGGGUACCCCGGCAGCGCAACCACCUUCAGCGGAUCAGGAACUGUGGGGAGUGGGACUCACACACACUCCCACCCGUCUCCGGGCAACCCUGGCUACAUGAUACCCUGUAACUGCACAGGAUGGCCCCCAGCGGGUCUCCAGCCCCCACUGGCUUAUAUUUUACUACCAGGAAUGGGCAAACCACAGCUUGAACCUUACCCUGCGUAUGCAUCUGCAUUAUGAUACCUUGGACUUGAGGAGGUUUAAUGUGUACACAGAGUAUGUGAGAUAGGUUAUUGGAUGCUUGCAUGAAACUACAUGUGAUAAAACAGACACUUUUUAAAAUGUCACAUGUGUAUGUAAAUAAUUUUAUGCCUUCAUGCAAGGCAAUUUUUAAAAAGAAAUGUCUGUGGAAACUAUUUGCAACAAUCACGUGAAAUCCCAGAGGGAAUGAACAAAUUAUGCCUAUUUGUUGAAAAUUGUUGCCGUGCGUUUAUUAUAAUGCAGUUAUUGCCCUUAUAAAUGUGAAUGCAGAUUCGAAAAGGUACACAUUUGGCCAACCUGUUGCCAACACAUUUACCUUUUUUUCCGCUGACCUUGUUGAACCCAGAGCUGUUGACAGUCACACUACAAUUUUAAUCUUUCAGGGUCCUCUUGUGUUUUUUAACUGGUGACACAAACUGUUGAGAAUUAAUUAUUAUAGGUCCAUUAAUUAAUAUUUCAGGUUGAUUUACUGUGGACUUAUAAGAAAAGGCAAAGCCACCUUAAAGCAGCGUCAUGUAGAUCUUGUUUUCAGGCAGUCUAGCUGGAAACGUGUAAAUGUGUACAGAUAAAUGAAGACAAAUGGUCUUAGUUUCCGCACCGUUAGAGGUCCAGUUAGGUCCUGGAACUGAGUGGAUUGUUUCACUAGAAUCCCAAUGCAUAUUUUUCAGUUUUAAAUGCAGUACUGUUAUAUAUAUAUAUAGUUGUCUGUGAUAUUUAUUGUUUAGUGAAUGCUCCAUGGUGACCAGUUGAUUUUAAAGAGGACUUUACUUGUCCUGUAACAUUUGCACAAUAAACUUGUAGUGCGUGUGCAACAUUAUGUUCAGUCUUUAUUUUUUAAUGAAAUAAAUCCACUUCUUAACAUAGCCUGCUUAUUGAAACAUAUAGGUAUAUACUCACCAAAUGCUUUAAUAAGUAACAGUUUGUACAGCCCAUGUGAAAUGCAUGUGGAUAUGUUCAUUAACCUACUGGUGCAUCAAACUAAAGUAAGC